AUGACAGCUGGCUCUGUCUCAGUUCCUCAGAUCAUCCCACUUCGAAUCCCACCUCCAGGGAAAACUCAACGGGAAAUAGACACAAAUACCCUUGUAGAAAUAAAAUCAGAUACACCUGGAGCCUCUAUUUAUUACACUUUAGAUGGAAGUAAACCAGAACUCAUUAGGAAACCUGGCUAUGGGUCCUGUAACACUUUGGAGUAUAAGGGUCCUAUCAUAUUACCAGUGGGGAAAAUAAUGGUCAAGGCCCUGGCAGUUACAAAGGACUACAGGGAGAGUUCAGUUGUGACAAAGGUGUUUGUGGUAGAGUACCAGCAACCAAGCAUCCUUUUGCCUGUUGAAGAUGAUGACAAGAAUUUCAUAAAAGAUAUGGCCACACAGAAUAAGGAAGGUGGAACAUUUACUACAAAACCGAAGAAGAAUAGGCUGAAUGUGGUAAUCAAGCCUGCCUGGGAUGAAACAUCCCAAGACUUUCAAGGCAGAAAGCCCUCUCACAGGUCGUCUCAAGGACCUCAGCUCCUUGCCAGUCGUUUGGGAGCCACAGAGUACAGAGAGGAACCCACCUCAGCACAACCAAUGGAGUCAUUGCAGUUUACAAGUUCUUCUGCAGUGACUAGCCAGAAAAGCUUAGCAAGCACACAGGUGUCAAGGAUCCAGAGCGAAACAAAUUUCCUUAAAUGUGCACAUUGUUCUGCCCCUCGCCUGUCUGAGCCCUUGGCUCACUUCUGCCAGAAAUGUGGAUCUCCUAUGCCCCCUGUGCCAGUCCGGCGCUUCCCAUUCCCUGAAGGAUCACAGAUUACUUCAUUGCAAAUAUUUUGA
Molecule: messenger RNA, 819 nt
Organism: Poecile atricapillus (Black-capped chickadee)
Lineage: Eukaryota; Metazoa; Chordata; Aves; Passeriformes; Paridae
Product: double zinc ribbon and ankyrin repeat-containing protein 1-like
Exons: 8
Coding region: 1-819 (272 amino acids)
Biological process (GO): eye photoreceptor cell development
Source: RefSeq, a predicted model, not a curated record